CACGGCACUCAGCGCUCCCCCUCCCCCGCUUUGCUGAGGCCCCCCGUUCACCCCUCGGCCGUCCCCCGACCCACGAUGCCUGCCUCUUCCCCGCAGCGCCGGGCCGCUUAGACGUCAGCCCGCGACAAUGGCAUCACUCUGGCCGAGCCAAUCGCAAGUCGCCCUUUAUUAGAGGCCGCACCAAUUCCCAUCAUCGCCUCCUGAUCGCCCGUGGCCUCCAGGCGUUGCUACCUGGGCCUCGGUUACCUUGCCCAGAUCCUCAGUCUUCAACAGCGGCACAUGCCUGGCUCCACGCCUUUAUUCCACACUUGUUGGUCGGACCCUGUGAAUUCAUUCCGUAUAAAGACGUCCGAAGUCUCGCAGCCUACCACCGGGGCCUUUCUCGCUCAAGCGUCCCUCCCGCUCACUGCCUCAACUCAAGAAAACACAGCCCAAACUCGACUGUGCCCACCGACGACACAAUGGCGACUGCGUUCCAUGUCCCGACCGGCCACGUCGGCAACCUCACCUCAGAACAGGAGGAGAAGUUGCGUGACUUCUGGCGAACCGUUUACAAGCUGAAUGACGUCUACGAUGCUCAUGGCGCCCCCAACGGCUCAGCUACCCCAGCCCAGCUCCAACGCACCACAACUGCCUCGUCGCAGCAGUCGCAGUCCUCCCGAUGGGGCCUCUUCCGACGCUCCACCGCCGAGCCGGCAUCUCCUCAGCAGACCGAGGUCAACGCGACGGCGCAAGAGCUGGAUCGCCUGGGCCUGCCUCGGGAACUACAUGAUGUCCUCUCCCACCACACGCCCGACACGAUUCGCUCCAUGGUCAUCGGCGCCGUCAAGCACGAGCACCCGGACUCACUGGCGCUGCGCUUCCUGCGCGCGCGCAAGUGGGAUCUUGACAAGGCGCUGGUCAUGAUGUUCGCCGCCAUGGACUGGCGAUAUCGCGAGGCUAGGAUCGACCAGGACGUCAUUCCAACCGGCGACGGUGGCGCCCUUGAGGCCGGGGAAAAGGGCGAUGUUCUGUCCCGAGACUUCGUGAGGCAGUGCCGCUCGGGCAAGAGCUUCGCCCAUGGCACUGACAGAGAGGGCCGGCCCAUUUGCUACAUCCGCGUCCGCCUGCACAAGUCCUCGGACCAGGUGCCCGAAAGUGUCAAUCGAUACUGCACCUACCUUAUCGAGACGACCCGCCUGACACUGAACCCCCCCUGCGAGACUGCAAACCUCCUGUUUGACAUGACUGACUUCACCCUCGCCAACAUGGACUAUCCCUUCGUCAAGUUCCUCAUCAAGUGCUUCGAGGCAAACUAUCCGGAAUCGCUUGGUGUCAUUCUCAUUCACAACGCCCCAUGGGUGUUCAAGGGCAUCUGGAAGAUGAUCUCAGGCUGGAUGGACCCCGUCAUUCGUUCAAAGGUUAACUUCACGUACGGAAGUAAAGACCUCGACCAAUUCAUCGCCCCGGAACAGCUUCUCAAGGAGCUCGGUGGCGAAGAGGACUGGGACUACACCUAUCUCGAGCCUGUACCCGGCGAGAACGACCUCAUGAAGGACACGGAGACGAGAGAUCGCAUCCUCAAGGAGCGGAAAGAGCUCGCCUCGCAGUUCGAGGUGGCAACACAGAAAUGGAUCAAGGCCGAGGGCACCCAGGCCGAGGAGCUCAAGGAUGAGCGCAAUCGCCUGGCCGCCGAGCUUCGAGCCAACUACUGGAGGCUCGACCCGUACGUGCGCGCACGGUGUGUGCUCGACCGUCAAGGCGUGAUCCAGGGCGGCAAGCCGGUGGUGUGGUAUCCGGACGUGCGAGAAGAGACGGCCGUUGAGGAGAUAGACACCAAGGAGAAGGCUACCGUGAAUGCGGCCCCGGCCACCGUCGCGGCACCAUCGGCGGCGGCUGCGUGAGGCUAACGAAUACCACAUGAAUUUGAUGUAUGUAGACA
Purpureocillium takamizusanense is the source of this 1921-nucleotide messenger RNA. Its product is annotated as phosphatidylinositol transfer protein csr1. The coding region runs from base 462 to 1883 and encodes 473 amino acids. The transcript has 3 exons. The record is from RefSeq and is a predicted model, not a curated record. NCBI's taxonomy places the organism in Eukaryota, Fungi, Ascomycota, Sordariomycetes, Hypocreales, Ophiocordycipitaceae.